CUCCCUCUCUCUCUCUCUCUCUCUCACAACGCAGUCACUGCUCAUCGGCAUCGCCAUGUCUCAGGUGGAUAACAGGAAUUCUUCAGCUACCAAGCGUGCUAGGACUGAUGGUAGUCGUAGAGAGGAUGAUUGGACUUGCCCCAGCUGCGGCAAUGUCAAUUUCUCUUUCAGGACAACUUGUAACAUGCGUAACUGUACUCAACCGAGGCCUGCUGAUCAUAAUUCGAAAUCUGCUGCCAAACCUCUACAAGCUCCACAAGGUUACUCAUCCUCAGCUCCUUAUUUAGGAUCCAAUACUCCCUCCUCAAUAUAUCUUGGAGUCCCACCAUAUGGAUCUUCUCUAUUCAAUGGGUCAUCUAUUCCUCCCUAUGAUGUUCCAUUUUCUGGAGGAUCAGCUUAUCACUACAAUUAUGCAAGUCGCCUUUCUGCUGGCAGUCCUUAUCGGCCAUUGCAUUUAUCUGGGCCAACACCCUACUCAAGCGGAUCCAUGAUGGGAAAUGGUGGAAUAUAUGGCAUGCCACCACUCUUAGACCGAUAUGGACUGGGUAUGCCUAUUGGACCUGGAGCAAUGGGUCCUAGGCCGGGAUUUUUUCCUGAGGACAAGGCUCCAAAAAAGGGUGCAGAUGCAACUCGUGACAACGAUUGGACAUGUCCAAAAUGUGGCAAUGUCAACUUCUCAUUUAGACCUGUAUGCAACAUGAGAAAGUGCAAUACACCGAAGCCUGGAUCCCAGCCCUCGAAGUCAGACAAAAAUUCAAAGCAAAAGAUGCCUGAAGGGAGCUGGAAGUGUGACAAGUGUAACAACAUAAACUAUCCAUUCAGAACCAAGUGCAACAGACAGAAUUGUGGUGCUGACAAGCCAGCUGAAGCAGAGAAAUCAACCUCACCAGCUCCAGAUCAAAACGAUCAGUGAGUUCUAGGACAUAUUUGAGGGUUGAGAAGGUCCAGAGUUGUCAUCAAGCUUUGCCCAAUUUCGGUGUCUGACAGUCAGUCUUGUCGUCCUCUAUUUGAAGCAGUUGUCAAUUCACAUUCACCUUCUCAUUAUGUGUGUCAAGUUGUUGUAUUAACUGAGAUGGUAUUUUGGUCUUGGAUUGUUGUGAUGCAUGUGUCAGCCAGCUUUCCUGGCAAGAUUUUAAAAGUCGGUUCUGGAAUUUCACAGAUAGGUUUCCUAUACUCUUCAGAAUCAACUCGUUAUUCUAGUGGUAAUGUUCCCAUAUGCAUUUAGGUAAGUUACCAGUGGCAGAAAGGUUAUUGCAGCUUCCUCCCAGUUCUAAGUUUUCAUUUGGUUCUGGUUGUCUGUUUUAAGUUUAUCGUUAGAUGAAUAGAUGCGUCAAAAGCAUGUGAAAUUUGGAAGUUUAGAUUAUUUAGCUGUAAAAGCGUCUGCUCGUUAUCCUACCUUCACUAUUAGGUGCAUCAGCAUUUCUAAAUCCUUUUUUGUGUCAUCACAUGUAGCACUUAAUUGAUGUUUAGGAGUAGAUUAAUUUUGGUUGAUGGCAGAAUUUUAAUAGGGUUAUUUAACACGUAGCACCUCUUGCUAUAACACGUACAAGGUAAGAUCAUCACUUGGAAUGUUGAUCACUACAUGAGGUUUAUGAUAUAUCACACAUUUUCCUGGUUUCCUGCAUAUUCUAUGUGGUCACAUGAGUGGAUGAUUUCGAAGAAAGUUAUAGAAAUUUUCUAUGUCAAGAUGGGGUAGUUGUCGACAGUCCAAGUCAAUUACCAACUUAGCAGCAAGUUCACUGCUCUACGAUCUACACGUUGUUUGACUUUGUCUAAACGGAAUAGGAGGGAGAAAUAAACUAGGUAACCUUUCAUUGUAUUUAGGAGCCAUCCAUUGCGUGAAGAACAUUGUUUUGUUUGUGAACAAUGAACCAUGGUUGAGAAUACUGAAUGGAAGGGAAAUCGAACCAUUCAUGUC
Molecule: messenger RNA, 1918 nt
Organism: Arachis ipaensis
Lineage: Eukaryota; Viridiplantae; Streptophyta; Magnoliopsida; Fabales; Fabaceae
Source: RefSeq, a predicted model, not a curated record